GCCCUGUAAGUCCCAAGUUCCACUUUUUAUUUUUGCAACAGCCGCUCAGAGUCCCCUCGUACUGUACAGGAGCUGCUCCUUUUACUGACAGUCAAGGGGAGAGCUACGUUGCGCCUCGCCAGCUCCCCGCCCCCUCGUCUCCCCCGCCCUUCCUUUCCUUCCCGUCGGUCUUGGCCUUGAAGAAAGCAGCGCACACUAGACCCUCCCCCGCUCCCGUUUCUUCACGCAGAGACCGCAGAUGGCGUCCGGUCCGGCAGGAAGAAGUUUCCCUCUCCUGUCUUCGCUCCUCGUCCUCUUUGGGCUGUCCGCUGGCCAGCCACCCUUUGAGGCCUUCAAGGCGGGACACAGCGCCUCCUCCCUGCCCGCCGCUGCUUCCGUAGCGCCUCUGAGACGGUACCUUUUGUACGAUGUAAACCCACCAGAAGGUUUUAACCUCCGUAGAGAUGUCUAUAUACGCAUUGCCUCUCUUAUAAAGACAUUGUUGAAAAAUGAAGCUUGGGUACUGGUUCUCCCUCCUUGGGGGCGUCUUUAUCACUGGCAAAGUCCUGACAUUCAUCAGAUCCGAAUUCCUUGGUCAGAAUUUUUUGAUGUUCCAGGCCUCAGUAAGAAUAUACCUGUUAUUGAGUAUGAACAGUUCAUUGCAGAAUCAGGUGGACCCUUUAUUAAUCAAGUGUAUGUCUUGCAAAAUUAUGCUGAAGGAUGGAAAGAGGGAACUUGGGAAGAAAAAAUAGAUGAGAGACCAUGCAUUGAUCAACUCACGUAUUCAACAGACAGUCAAAAUUACUAUAGAGGUUGGUUCUGGGGUUAUGAAGAAACACGGGGCCUUAAGUUGACUUGUUUGUCUGUUCAAGGCUCGACCUCUGUCAUAGCUCCUCUGCUUUUGAACAUCUCUGCUCGGUCAGUAAUGCUAGACAGAGCUGAAAAUCUUCUACAUGACCACUAUGGAGGAAAAGAUUAUUGGGAUACACGUCGCAGUAUGGUUUUUGCUAGACACCUUCGUAUGGUGGGCAACUUGUUCAGAACAGAACACUUAAACUCUACUGAUGAAAAGGACAGGACACAGUAUGAUGAGAACUGGACAAAGAUGAAGGUAAAGUUGGGCACAGCCAAAGGUGGCCCAUACCUUGGAGUUCAUCUCAGACGUAAAGACUUCAUCUGGGGUCACAGAAAUGAUGUGCCCAGCAUCGAGGGAGCUGUUAAGAAAAUCCAAGGCCUCUUGAAGUCACACAAACUUGAGAGAGUUUUUGUAGCCACUGAUGCCAUUGUUGAAGAGAUUGAAAAAUUGAAAAGACUGCUUCCAGAGAUGAUAAGAUUUGAACCAACUUGGGAAGAAAUAGAACUCUACAAAGAUGGAGGGAUAGCCAUUAUUGAUCAGUGGAUAUGUGCACAUGCCAGAUACUUUAUAGGCACUUCAGUCUCAACAUUUUCCUUCCGCAUUCAUGAAGAAAGGGAAAUUCUAGGUUUUGAUCCCAAAACAACAUACAACAGAUUUUGUGGAGAUGAAGAGAGAAACUGUGAACAGCCAACUCAUUGGAAAAUUGUAUAUUAAAUUAGUUUAGUCCAUGGAACUUUGGGCUCCGCAAAGCAAUGAGACAGUAUUUGGAAAUAAGAUUACUCUGAACACCACUUGUUUUUCAGUUCUAGUGUUAAGCACAAAUGAAUAAUAGAAGUUUUCUUCCCUCAACCAACAGUAUUCUUGCUACUACUGGCAGGUUUUCUAAGAGCACAGUUCCCCUCCCCCUUCAAAAUUAAUCAAUUGAUUUCCAAAGCAGUUAUGUUUCUAUAAAGUUAAAAUUUUCUAAAAACCUAACACCUUAUCAUAUAUUCCUCUUAUGAUCCGAAGAGCUUUUAUUACCUUAUACUUACCUUUCUAUAUUUACAAGACAGAAAUAUUUGUUUAGAUGUGAUUUUAUUUUUGUAAGAACUUGUUGGUAGCUCUGUAGGAAGGCCUUGACUUUUAUUUUUGAACUGGCAAAAAAGUACAAGAGGUCUGAUAAGAAAUAUCAAUUUAGUAACAGAUCUGCCGUGAAGAGUGAAAGGGUCUCUUCCAAUGUGUAGGCAAAUGUAAGUGUACAAUGAUUUACCCUGGGGCAAAAACCUUUGUUUUACUGAUAUGUUAGUGGAGUUUGAACUGGCAGUAAUUGACUGAGAAAGUGAUCAUAGUAUUGUGGUGGUAACUCAAUGAAAAUAAGCAGCUAUUAUGAAAAAAGCAAAUUCCAUGUUUGAGAUAAUUUGAAAAGCAAAAAUAAAACAAUGGUAAUCACAAUGCCUUCACCCAUGAGAUAAGCAAGAUUGGCAUUCUGUGUGCAGUUCUGGUCACUGCACAUCAAAGGAUCUAAAAGACAGAAAAAGUGCAGAAAAAGCAGACAAUGAAUGGCUGCUGUCCAAUAUAAGGAAGGAGAUGGUAGAGAAACACAUAGCUACUUUAAAUCAAUUUAAUACUCUAAGGCCAGAGCAAAUAUAUUCAAGACAACAAUGCUAUAUAGAUCUUUCUUUAUUCAUACUAGAGUAUCAAACAAUUUAAAAUAAUGGAGAUAUAGGCAGUAUUAAAAACAAAUUACAAUGUUACAGUAAUUAGACUAUUUUGACCAGGUGGGCUAUUUUAAUAGGGUUAUCUUGCCCAUUUACUAGAUUUUGUUUACACAUGCAUGUGCUUCAUUUCUUUAAUUUCUCCACAGUCACAGAAAAUUGGUCCUGUAUCCAAGUAGUCCCAUUUUUAUUUAAUUAUUUUUAAUCUUCCUGCUUCAUUUUGAAGUCUAUUAAGUGACUUCCCAUGCUCUAGCCAGAAUCUUAUCCUGAUGGGAGACACUCUGGCAUUCUUCCAUUUAGCUAGGUGUGCUUGCCAUAGAUUUAGCCUAGGCUCUUGUAAUUUAAUAUUUAGAGCUUGCAAUGUGUGUCAGUCAUCAUCCAGGGCAAUGGUUCCCAACCUUGGGUCCUCAGAUGUUAUUGGACUAAAACUCCAAGAAGCCUUCACCACUAGAUUUGCUGGCCAGGAUUUCUGGGCAUUGUAAGAACAUUUGGGGACCCAAGGAACCACUGGUUUCGGGGAUUGGAUGAGGUUGGUGCUGGAAUCUGAGAAUUUUUGUCUGUAAUCUUUGAGAAUUCAUAAAACAGGUAAGAUUUAAAAAACCCACGGUCAUUAAAAUCCAGUGAAAUAGUUAUGUUGGCAAUAGAACAAAUUUCAAUGAUGAAUUGCUGCCAGUUAAGAAGUUAGUGCUCACAUUUCUUGUUGUGUGCCAAGUGAUAUUAUUGGUGUAUGAUAAUAAAUACAACUGCCAGCUUGUUAA
Molecule: messenger RNA, 3287 nt
Organism: Pogona vitticeps (central bearded dragon)
Lineage: Eukaryota; Metazoa; Chordata; Lepidosauria; Squamata; Agamidae
Gene: POFUT2
Product: protein O-fucosyltransferase 2
Biological process (GO): protein O-linked glycosylation via fucose
Molecular function (GO): peptide-O-fucosyltransferase activity
Source: RefSeq, a predicted model, not a curated record